This is a messenger RNA of Achroia grisella, 2510 nucleotides long. Its product is annotated as zinc finger protein 726-like. Gene Ontology annotation, molecular function: zinc ion binding; RNA polymerase II transcription regulatory region sequence-specific DNA binding; DNA-binding transcription factor activity, RNA polymerase II-specific. The record is from RefSeq and is a predicted model, not a curated record. The transcript is spliced from 12 exons. The coding region runs from base 134 to 2152 and encodes 672 amino acids. Gene Ontology annotation, cellular component: nucleus. Gene Ontology annotation, biological process: regulation of transcription by RNA polymerase II. Lineage: Eukaryota; Metazoa; Arthropoda; Insecta; Lepidoptera; Pyralidae.
GUUUGAAUUGCAAAUUUUGUGAUUUCUCUGACUAAUAAUUGUUUACAAAAUAAGUAUCGGUAAAGCAAUUAAAUAUUUUAUACUAUUUUCUAGUAAUUUAGAAACUAUUAAAAUAUUCAAUGACUAAUACAAAAUGUCUGAACUCAAUGUAUGCAGGAUAUGUUUACGUACACGAUCAAAAAGUUACGAAUGCAAUCGAUUCCAACUGAAGAAUUAUUACGAAGAAAUUUUGGGAUCGAAAGUAUUUACAACAGAUGGUCUGCCUCAGACAUUCUGUGUUGAAUGUGCCACCAUGCUUCACAAAUAUCACAAGUUCAAGGAGAAAUGUCACAUUGGACUCAAGCUGCUCACUGAUAUACUACACAAUGAGCCUAUAACAUACAAUGCAGUGUGCAAAGUGAAAAAACAAUGCAAGACUUUACAUUCAACAUUAGAAAUAGUCACUGUUUAUACUAAUCGCGUUAGAACAUAUUUUGUUAAAGAAAACAGACAUACUAAUAAAAAUAAUUUAAAGAAAAUCAUAGAUGAUGAACUGUCAAAUGAUGUUGACUGGAAUGAUCCUGACAUUGAUCCUGUAGGUGAGGUUUAUGAUUCUCCCGAUUGUAAUAAUACUCAUAAAGUUACUGAUGAAUCUGUUAUGGAGGUAGAAGAUAAUAAACAGACUGAUAUUAUACACGAAAAUUUAGAUCUGCAACCAAUAUACAACCCUAAUGUAGUGUUUAUAGAUGAUAAAGUAGAAGUAAGAUGCAAUGAUAUUUCUAAAGAUAUAAAUAUAGAAAAUAAAGAAGAUAUAAUAAGUAAAGACAAUCGUAAAAAGAAAAAGAAAGGAAGAAAAAAAAAAGAGAAAGAAGUGAAGAUCAAAAAGUGUAGGGACAUUAGGAAAAAUACUAAAAUAUCUGUGACAAUGAGUAAAAAACAAGAUUCUUUUAAAGCAACAAAUAAAAAGAUGAAUAUACUAGAAGGUAAGAAUUGGAAGAAGAUAUCGUUGAGUGAGGAUGAAGCACAGAAAGAGUUUAAUGCUAGAUCAGAGGAUCGUAAAUAUAUAGCUGCAGCAUUUAAAUGUACAGAUUGUUAUAAGGGUUUCUCAAAGGAGGAGAUGUUGAACAGGCAUAGGCAGUUAAGACAUAAUAAGUCAGACCGGUUUGAAUGUCGCUUCUGUCAUAUGCAUUUCUCAAUGGACUGCUACCUGAGAAAGCAUAUGCGUCAACACUACACCAAAUAUGAAUGUCAACGGUGCCAACGCAUUUGUCCACUAGAAACAACCGCAUUGUUACAUGAGGAGUUUCAUACCGGCGAUGUAAAGAAGUGUGCCCAUUGCAACAAAGAAUUUAGACAUCUAUCAACGUACUACACGCAUCUGCGCACGCACCGAAGUGAACACGUGUGCACAUUAUGCGGCGUCUCGUUCGUUAGUAUGGCGGGGCUGCAUAUGCACAAGAAAGUUAAGCAUGUAAACAAUGAAGUUGAGCAUUCAGAAGAUGAAGCAAACCAACAGGAAGUGAACACGUACUGUGAACGGUGUGAUAUACGUUUCGAGACGCGCAAAGCAUACGAGGAGCAUUUAUCUCAUUCAGUGCUACAUGUCGAUAAUGCAGAGGAACCAGAUUUAGACGAAGAAGUGACGGAUGUCACGUGCAAAACAAAAUAUAGGAAACCGAUGCGAAUGAAAACGAAACCGACCACGUGCCGGCAAUGUGGUAAACACUUUGAGACACAAGCCGCCUGCUUGAAGCACCACCUAGCGGAGCAUCCGCGCACUGCUUUCACAACCGACAGAUAUGUGUGCGAAAUAUGCGGGGUAUCACUAGCGCCGGGCAGUAUAGCGGCGCAUCAAAACAGACACACAAGGCGGAAACUGUACCCGUGCGAUAUAUGCGGACGUACUUUCAACGUCAGCGUUGUACUCAAGCGGCAUAUGUUGGUACACACUGGAGAGCGGCCUAUAUCGUGUAAUUUGUGCGACAAGCGUUUUACAAGAACUCAAAGUAUGAAGCUUCACUAUCGCACAUACCAUCUGAAACAACCUUAUCCCAAGCGAAACAAGAGGAAAAAGAAAGAAGACCACCCAGAAGCAUCAGAUUCAGAUCUUAUGUAUCUCCUAGACGCAUCACUAACAAGAUCAACACAUAAAAAUACUCAAAGUUUACAUUAAUACUAGUUAGUUAAUUAUUUACAGUAAUAAUAGUACUUACAUAUUUGUAUUACAAUGAAAUGUAUGUACUUACUGUACUUAUAUGUAAAGACGUCCAACGACUUAGGCUGCUGAUAUACGGGCGGUAAGUUGUAAGGUUGCCCGAUUACGACUAAUGAUCUGAUGGACAUCUAUUUAUAGCGUAUUUCAUUACUAAACCGCUGGUCUUCAAAAAAGCGUAGCAAAGUCUGCUGGAUAAUAAAUAUGAUUAUAUCUAGCAUCUGAAUAUAAUUAUGAAUUGUUUUGUCCUUUUCGUACCAUGUUAUUUUAAGCAAGAAAGUCUAAACUACUUCCAAAUUAAUAAAUUGAUUUGUUUUAU